Molecule: messenger RNA, 4566 nt
Organism: Arxiozyma heterogenica
Lineage: Eukaryota; Fungi; Ascomycota; Saccharomycetes; Saccharomycetales; Saccharomycetaceae
Gene: YCF1
Product: ATP-binding cassette glutathione S-conjugate transporter YCF1
Exons: 1
Coding region: 1-4566 (1521 amino acids)
Biological process (GO): transmembrane transport
Cellular component (GO): membrane
Molecular function (GO): ATP hydrolysis activity; ATP binding; bilirubin transmembrane transporter activity
Source: RefSeq, a predicted model, not a curated record
AUGCUUGUAGAGACGAAUUGGAGAGAUAGAAUUGCCUCUUGGGGGUGUCAAACAUGCCAUUCUUCAGAAGGUUUUGGCCCUAUCUCAUAUUAUGGUGACCUGACACAAUGUUUUAUUGAUGGUAUUUUGCUUAAUUUAACUUCCUUUUUUAUGAUAAUAUUUGGUUCAAGAGAAAUUGUUAGAUUAGUUAAAAGGAAAAAUUUUGGUAUCAAAUAUAGAAGAAAUUGGUUAAUUUUUACUAGAAUUUUAUUGAUACUUCUUCAAAUCCUUUUCACUGCGUGGAUUCCUUUGAAAUUACCUGUUCAUAAAGGUAAAGAUUUAACUGUCAUAACUCAAUACAGUUUUACUCUCCUAUCACUAUUUAUUGCUUUAUCUUUACACUGGAUCGAAUAUCAUAAAUGUAGAGUAGCUAACGGUAUUCUACUAUUCUACUGGUUAUUUGAAAGUAUUGGUAAUUUUGCUAAAUUUUUUAAUUUUUUCAUUAGACAUCACUAUGAAGGGGAAUGGCCUUUCAAUGAAUCUGUUUUUGUUUUCACUGUUUUUCAAACUGUCUUAUCUAUAUCUAUUCUGUUAAUUGAAGCUCUGCCCACUAAACCUAUCAUGCCAUACCAUGAAAUCCAACAAUAUUUAUCGAGAAGAAAACCAAACCCAAACGAUACUGCAAACAUUUUCUCUAGAAUUUCUUUCACCUGGAUGUCUGAAUUAAUGAAGAUUGGUUAUGAAAAAUACUUAAUUGAAGAGGAUUUAUAUAAAUUACCAGAAAGUUUUGAUGCAAAAGAAGUCUCCAAGAAUCUAAAUAGAAAUUGGGAAAAUGAAAUUAAACAUAAAACCAAUCCAUCAUUGACUUGGGCCUUAUUCAAAACAUAUGGUCCAGUUAUGCUAUUGGCUGCCUUCUUUAAAGUUUUGCAUGAUAUUUUAGCCUUCACACAACCACAACUACUAAGAAUUUUAAUUAAGUUCGUUUCUGACUAUAAUGAACAAAGAAAGGCUUCCGAUUCUUACGUUUUUUUGUUUGAUAAUUUGAAACGAUUACCACUGGUUCGUGGGUUUAUGAUUGCUUUAGGUAUGUUUAUCGUUGGUUUUACUCAAACCUGUGUUCUUCAUCAGUACUUCUUAAACACUUUCAACACUGGUAUGAAAAUUAGGGGUGCUUUAACAUGCAUGCUAUAUGAAAAAGCCUUAGUUCUAUCUAAUGAAGCUUCUGCCACUUCCACUACUGGUGAUGUUGUAAAUUUAAUGAGUGUUGAUAUCCAAAAAUUACAAGAUUUAUGCCAAUUCUUCCAUUUGAUUUGGUCUGGUCCUUUCCAAAUCGUAAUCUGUUUAGUAUCUUUGGACAAAUUAUUGGGUCCCUCUAUGUGGAUUGGUGUUGUAAUCCUGGUUAUUAUGAUUCCAUUUAAUUCCUACCUUGUUAAGAUUCAAAAGAAAUUACAAAAGACUCAAAUGAUUUACAAAGAUAAGCGAACUAGUGUAAUUAGUGAAAUAUUAAAUAAUAUUAAAUCAUUGAAACUAUAUGCCUGGGAAAAACCAUAUAAGGAAAAACUAGAACAUGUUAGAAAUGACGAGGAAUUGGCCAAUUUAACUAAACUAGGUGUUUUUAUGGCUAUGACAACCUUCCAAUUCAAUAUUGUCCCAUUUUUGGUCUCAUGCUCAACAUUUGCUGUUUUCGUCUACACAGAAAAAAGAGCUUUAACUAUUGAUUUAGUUUUCCCAGCGUUAACCCUUUUCAACUUACUAUCUUUCCCAUUAUUCGUCAUUCCAAACGUUUUAACUUCCUUUAUUGAAGUCUCUGUAUCCAUCAAAAGAUUAUUCAGUUUCUUAACUAAUGAAGAAUUGCAAAAGGAUUCUGUUCAACAUUUAUCUAAGGUCACAAACCAAGGUGAAGUAGCUGUCAAUGUUGGCGACAAUGCCACCUUUUUGUGGAAACGUAAACCUGAAUACAAAGUUGCUUUAAAAAAUAUCAAUUUUCAAGCUAAGAAAGGCGAGUUAGCAUGUAUCGUCGGUAAGGUUGGAAGUGGUAAAAGUGGGUUUAUCCAAAGCUUAUUAGGUGAUUUGUUUAGAGUUAAGGGAUUUGCCACUGUUCAUGGUUCUAUAGCUUAUGUGUCCCAGGUCCCAUGGAUUAUGAACGGUACUGUUAGAGAAAAUAUUCUAUUCGGUCAUAAGUAUGAUCCUGAAUUCUAUGAAAAGACUAUUAAAGCAUGUGCUUUAACUAUUGAUUUAGCUGUUUUAGUAGACGGUGAUAAUACUUUAGUUGGUGAAAAGGGUAUUUCAUUAUCUGGUGGUCAAAAGGCACGUCUAUCUUUAGCUAGAGCUGUAUAUGCUAGAGCUGAUACUUACUUGUUGGAUGAUCCAUUAGCUGCUGUGGACGAACAUGUUGCCAAACAUUUAAUUGAACAUGUUUUAGGUCCUCAUGGCUUAUUACAUACGAAGACAAAAAUUCUAGCAACAAACAAGAUCUCAGUCCUUUCCAUUGCUGAUUCUAUUACAUUAUUGGAAAAUGGUGAAAUUGUGGAACAUGGUACCUAUGAUGAGGUUACAUCUAAUGAAAAUUCCGCAUUAGGCAAAUUGAUUAGCGAGUUUGGUAAGAAAGAUAGUAAAACUAACUCUACGUCCCAGAUUCAAUCUAGUUCUGCCUCUUCUAUCGAAAAUAAGCAUGAAGAUAGUGUUCCAUUAGAAGCUGAAUUAGAACAACUAAAGAAAUUGAAUGAUUUAGAUUUAGUGGAGGAAGAUUCACGCAGCUUAAGAAGAGCUAGUGAUGCAACUCUCCGUAGUAUGGAUUUUGGUGAUAGUGAGAGAAGAGAACAUCGUGAACAAGGUAAAGUAAAAUGGUCCAUCUACUGGGAGUAUGCUAAAGCAUGCAAUCCACGUAACGUUAUAAUAUUAAUUGGCUUCAUUAUUUUGUCCAUGUUUUUAACUGUGAUGAGUAGUGUGUGGUUAAAACAUUGGUCUGAAAUCAAUACUAAAUAUAAUGCUAACCCUAAUGCAGGGCGUUACCUAUUUAUUUAUUUGGCUCUAGGUGUUGGGUCUGCUUUGUCAACACUGAUUCAAACUGUGAUAUUAUGGGUUUUCUGUACAAUUCAUGGUUCUAAAUACCUACACGGCAUCAUGACAGAUGCUAUAUUCAGAGCUCCAAUGUCCUUCUUUGAGACCACACCGAUUGGCCGUAUCUUGAACAGGUUCUCUAACGAUAUUUACAAAGUGGAUACUGUAUUAGGAAGAACAUUUUCGCAAUUUUUGGUCAAUGCAGUUAAGGUAAUUUUCACCAUGCUUGUUAUCUGCUGGACCACGUGGGAAUUUAUAUUUAUCAUCAUUCCAUUAGGUGUAUUAUACAUCUAUUACCAACAAUACUACUUAAGAAGUUCCAGAGAAUUACGUCGUUUAGAAUCUUUAACGAAGUCACCAAUUUACUCGCACUUUCAAGAAACGUUGGGUGGGAUGGUUACUAUUCGUGGGUUUGGACAGCAAACAAGAUUCAGCCAUAUAAAUCAAUGUAGAGUGGACAACAACUUAAGUGCCUAUUACCCAUCGGUGAAUUCGAACCGUUGGUUAGCAUUCAGAUUAGAGACCAUCGGUUCUGUGAUUAUCCUGGGUGCUGCCACAUUGGCUAUUAUUAGAUUAGGUGAAGGCACGUUGACUGCAGGGAUGGUAGGUUUAUCGUUAUCCUAUGCUUUACAGAUCACGCAAACGUUGAAUUGGAUUGUUAGAAUGACAGUGGAAGUGGAAACCAAUAUAGUUUCGGUGGAAAGAAUCAAGGAGUAUGCAGAGAUCAAGAGUGAGGCGCCUGCUGUUAUUGAAAACAAGAGACCUCCAUCGGAUUGGCCACAAGAGGGAUCCAUCGAGUUCAGGAAUUAUUCUACAAGAUACAGACCCGAACUUGAUUUAGUGCUAAGGGAUAUAAACUUGACGAUUAACCCAAGAGAGAAGAUCGGUAUUGUGGGAAGAACAGGUGCAGGAAAAUCGUCGUUAACGUUGGCAUUAUUCCGUAUCAUCGAGGCAGCCUCUGGUCAAAUUAUUAUCGACGGUAUACCUAUUGAUACCAUGGGGUUAUAUGAUUUAAGGCAUAAAUUAUCUAUUAUUCCACAAGAUUCCCAGGUCUUUGAAGGUACAAUCCGGGAAAACAUAGAUCCAACGCAUCUAUAUUCUGAUGAGGCCAUUUGGAGAGCAUUGGAGUUGAGUCAUUUGAAGGAUCAUGUGAUGAGCAUGGGUCCAUUAGGUCUUGAAUCUGCAUUGAAUGAAGGAGGUAGUAAUUUAAGUGUUGGACAAAGACAAUUAAUGUGUCUUGCCCGUGCACUGCUGAUUCCAUCGAAGAUUUUAAUAUUGGACGAAGCUACAGCGGCAGUGGAUGUGGAAACAGAUCAAGUGGUGCAAGAGACUAUCCGUACUGCGUUUAAAGACAGAACUAUUCUGACGAUUGCACAUAGAAUCAAUACGAUCAUGGAUAACGAUAGAAUCAUAGUUUUAGAUCAUGGUCGUAUAGCCGAAUUCGAUACCCCAGAAAACUUAUUAAGCCGUACCGAUUCACUAUUCUACUCUUUGUGUAGUGAGGCAGGUUUAUUGAAGAAAAAAUGA